AUGGAGGCGCUACACCGAAGCCAGCAUCGGGCAUUUGCAAACGCAGAUGCCCCUCAGAAGCUGUAUAAGGGGCCGCUUCGGGACUGGCAGAGCUAUUGCAGUGCUCAUCCGGACAGAGUUCGUUCCACCCACCGAUACGUAGACAAGAAGGGAGUGAAGCGGUUCCAUGGAAACAAGAACCUGAAGCCAACAGAGAAUUAUCCACCUCGAUUCGGUCUGCGCCUCGUCGAGCUCCACGACCAGGUGCUGGCCACGAAGCAGGGUGCACCUGUGCUGCCAGAGGACUUGCCGACAGCCAUUGAUACCUUUACCAUGAUGACAUGCGAUGACAUGUGGGAUGAUGCGAAGAUGAUUGAAUGCAUUCGGUACAUUCGUGGUGGCACUUCUUUACGCAUCCCUGAAGCUUUCCGUGACCUGCUGCCUGCGGCACUCUGA
Symbiodinium sp. CCMP2592 is the source of this 435-nucleotide messenger RNA. The record is from the annotation of a GenBank genome assembly. NCBI's taxonomy places the organism in Eukaryota, Dinophyceae, Suessiales, Symbiodiniaceae.